This is a messenger RNA of Paramecium pentaurelia, 1403 nucleotides long. NCBI's taxonomy places the organism in Eukaryota, Ciliophora, Oligohymenophorea, Peniculida, Parameciidae. The record is from the annotation of a GenBank genome assembly.
AUGUCUGGAUAAUAAGAAAUAAGGGAAUAAUACAGAAUAGAUACAUCCACUAAAAAUUUAAUAGGUUAAGGUGGAUUUGGAUCAGUUUAUAAAUGUUAAAGAAAAGAUGGUUCAGAUAAUGAUUCAUUAUGUAUAAAGAUAAUCAAAAAGGAUAGAAACUAAAUGAAACAAUUAAAAUAAGAAAUAGAAAUAUAAAAGUUAAUAAUGAAUCUUAAAACUGAUAAACUAUUACGUACAGAGAAUAUAAUAAAUACACCUCAUUAUUUUGAAGUUAUUAUGGAAAGAUGUGAUAUGAAUUUAGAAUAAGAAUUCGGAAAUUUAAAAAAUAAAUAAUAAUGGUAUGAUUUUAAUGAUUGCUUAAAUAUUAUUAAUUAAAUAUCAGUAGGAUGUCGUAUUUUAUAUGAACAUAAUAUUGUACAUAGAGAUAUUAAACCAUCUAAUAUUUUAGUUAAAUUGGAAAAUAAAGGAUAGAUUAAUGAAAGGAAAUUAUAUAAAGUAAAUGUCAAUAAAUUAAAAUUAGAUUUCAGAUUUUGAUUUUAGUAGAAUAUUAGUUGAUUUUCUUGAUCCUGAUGAAAUUACAACUGUUGGAACACCUUGUUAUGAAUCUCCAUAAAUAUUUUAUAACUAAAAAUAUUCAGGAAAAUGUGACAUAUUUUCUUAUGGAAUUUUAUUCUAUUAGAUAUUUUUUAAUGGACAAUUGCCAUUUAAUUCCAUCUAAAAUGGGAAAAAAGAAAUUUAUGAAUUCAUGAAAUAACUUUAUAACAAAUAGUUCAAAUGUGAACUUCCAAAUUAUCCUCGUGCAAAGGAGAUAGCUGAUUUAUUGUAAAAAAUGAUUGUUUAUGAGGAAGAAGAGAGAAUUUCAUUUGAUCAAUUUUUUCUACAUCCAAUUAUUAAUUUAGAGGAAUAUGAAAUUUAUAAAAUACAAUAAGUUCAAUUUAGAAAAUAUUUACUUUAUAAUUCCAUUUGUGAAAAGUAUGAAAACUAAGAUUAAAUUUUAAUAUUGAGUGCAGUAUUUUGUUUAUAAUUGUUAGGAGAUCAGGAACUUUUAUAUUGUAUGGGAUUUAUCCAUAUUAUAAUAUCAGAUAUACAUAUAUCUUACAAAUAGAAUAAGGAUAUUACAACUAUAAUGAGGAUUCUAUAAUAAUGUGCUUAAAAUAUAAAUAUAUAUCCAUAAUACUAAUUAUUAACAAAAAGAAUAAAAUAAGCUUAUUUUUAAUUAAAGAAAAAAAUAUUUAAUUUAAGAGAAUAAUUUAGAUAAAAAUUAAAUAGGAGUUACAAUAAAAACCCCUUUAUAACAGAGAUUACUUAAAUUUUAGAAUAGAGUUAAUAUUUAAGAAUUUAACCACAAAGCAUAUUUGAUUAACUUAGGUCUCUUUUAGAUCAAAACUUAUAGGAGUAAUGAU